Molecule: messenger RNA, 5241 nt
Organism: Cuscuta epithymum
Lineage: Eukaryota; Viridiplantae; Streptophyta; Magnoliopsida; Solanales; Convolvulaceae
Source: the annotation of a GenBank genome assembly
CUAAUCUGGUUUAAAUAUUAGCUCUCAAGUUUCAACUAUAAUAAAUUAAAUUAGAACUACGGAGAAAUAUUUAACCUAGAUUAAAGAAGAAGAACAUUGAAGAUUUCUGUUAUAUUCAACAAUUUGAUGAUAUUUUUUUUAUAUUUUCAUAUGAACUUAGUAAAUUAAAGAUGAUAUUUAUCUCGUGUGUCAUCAUUUUGCUAUACUUUUUCUUAGUUGUGUUGCAAUAUUUGUGUACUUGUGAAUUUUAGUACUACAUAUGCAAUUUCUUGUAUUUAUAUCAACAUAUAUUACAAGUGAGUUGGCUGUUGUCAAGAUAUCUACUAAUUGCAAGAUUUGUUCAAAAUUUUAGGCAUGUGUUUGACAUUGUAUCGUACCGUUUUGUACCAUUCCGAAACGGCAUGGAACCGAACAGUUUCAUCCUUGAAACCGGACCGUACCGGACCGUUAACAUUACGGGUUUUACUAGUUUACCGGACCGUUCCGGACCGCGCCCACCCCUAAUUUCUUGUUUUCAGAUUUUAUUUUCUAUUCUUUCAUAGUUUCAGUUUUGUGAUUUUUGUCAAGACUUUUGAGCAUAGGACAGAUGAUGAAGAACCUAGUUUGCCCGUCAUUGGCUCAGGUAUGCCCAAUUUGGAAUCAGCGAAUCUGGUUGCUUCUGUGGAGGUGACAGGUUCUAAGUCUGGUUCAAGGGCAGACGGUAGACAUAGGGUUCUUUUUCUGAUUGUAACUUGCUGAUGUUCAUUCUUAUCAAUAUAAGCCACCUUCUUCCAAAAAAAUAGUUUCAGUUUUGUGAUUUUAAUGUUGGGAAGGUACAAAUAUACCUUUGUAGUAUAUUUGUGAAAACAAGUAUACACAUGUUCUAUUUUUUGGCACAAAUGUACCACUGGAGUUUAUGUGGAGGUGCAUAUACAUCCUUGAACUUUUAAAAAAGUGCAAAAAUAUCCUUCUUGUUCCUAUAAAGGAGCAAAUUUACCUUUAUUGACUCAAAAAAUAAAAAUAAAUUUUAAAAAAACACUAAAAAAGUUGUAUAUUCAAAAUUGAAAAAUACAAAUUAAUGAGUUAAAAAUAAAGAUUUUUGUUUUUAUGUUAAUAUAAUAACUCUUUAACUUUAAAUUGCAAAAUUAUUGUUUUUCCAUUAUAAAUGAAGCAUCUCAAAUUCAUAAAUAUUAAUUUUAGGCUUGUUGCGAAAUUUCGAGCACAUUGUUACAUUUUUUGAAAUAACAUUCUUUGGUUUUGUUUAAGCUUAAUAAAAUUAAAUUCACUCUUGAACUAUUUAUUAUCAUACAGAUAUGUAACUUUAUAGUGCAAAGAAUUCAAUAAUUAAUAUUUCUUUUACGUUGCAACACAUAUAUUAAUACUUUUUCAAAAUAAUCUUAAAUAUAUAAUAAAAUAUUGAAAUAAAAUUUAUACUAACAAUAUUAAAUUGUGGUAUAAAAAUAAUAAAAAGGGAGAAUUGGACACAAGUAGUUUUUUUUUCAAUUUGAAAUUCAUAAUUUAUUUUUGAUCUUUUCAGAAAUUUAUUUUAUCUAUUUAAAGUCAAUAAAGAUAAAUUUGCUCCUUUAUAGGAAAUUGAGGGGUAUUUUGCACAUUUUAAAAGUUCAAGGGUAUAUAUGCACUCUAACAUAAAUUUCAGGGGUAUAUUUGUUUUAAAAAUAGAAAUGAGUAUAUUUGUUCCCACACCUAUAUUAGAAGGGUAUAUUUAUACUUUCUCCCUUUUAAUGUUCGCGUAGUUUAUCAUCACCUCUUUUUUGUUUUGCAACUUCGAGAAUAUCCUUAAUUAUGAAGUACUACUUAAUGAACAUAUAUCUAUUAGAACAUCUAUGUGAUGGAUGCUUACGCUCACUCAAUUAAUAAAAUCUGGAUUUUUUGGCAUAAUGACCUCACUGUCACUGUUAUAUCUGAUUUCAACCAGUGUAUUAAUCUCUCGGUUUUCUCUAAUAGCAUGAUCUCCCCUAUUUAUAUCUCUGUUAUCUAUGGUGCUAAUGACAGAGCUACUAGAAGAGCUCUUUGGACUGACCUUACCAAUUUCAGGGAUGGCAUUGAGGAUAAACCUUGGCUUCUAGGGGGGGAUUUCAAUGUAAUAUCCAAUAUGAUGGAAUAUAAAGGCAAGAGUACUCCCUGUAAGUCAGAUAUGGAUGAUUUUAAUGCCUUUAUCUAUGCCAAUGGCUUGACUGAGUUAUAUUUCCCUGGAACCCCGUAUACUUGGAUUGGGAAAAGGAUGCAUGGGCUUGUCCAAAAAAAAUUGGACCGGGUUAUGGUUUCCACUGAGUUGCAACAACUUAACUGGUCCUUAUCCCUUAAAAAGCUUAAUCGUUGCGUUUCUGACCACAAUCCUUUGCACCUCUUUGAAAACAACAAUAAUAUUUCUGGCCCCAAGAACUUUAAGUUUCAGCAUAUGUGGACUCAACACAAAUCUUUUCUUGAAAUUGCAAAGGCUUCCUGGGUUAAUCCCAGUGAUGGGUAUGGCAUGUGGAAGUUUUCUUCAAAACUAAAACGCCUGAAAAGUGAUUUAAAGGAAUGGAACAAAAAUAUUUUGGAAAUAUUUUCAAUAAACUGUCUGAAGCUGAAACUGAUAUAGCUAAUCUUGAAAAACAGCUCUCUGAUUCCCUGUCUGAGAAUGACCACCUUCUCCUUAAAAAGGCCCAGGCUAAUUACAUCCAAUACUCAGCUCAUAUAAACACCUACUAUCGGCAAAAGGCAAAGAUUAAUUGGCUAAAGGAGGGAGAUGCAAAUACAAAAUAUUUUCAUCUCUCCCUUAAGGCCAAACAUAAUAGACUUAAUAUCUCUAGAAUCAAGCUUGAUAAUGGCGUUUGGAUCGACAGUGCUGAUGAUAUUUGCAAUUCUGCUGUUGCCUAUUACUCUGACUUACUUAAUGCAGAUGAUGAAACUGAUUCCCUUGACCAUGCGGAUUACCUCAGGAAUAUUAAACAGAUUAUCUCUCAGGAGGAUAACAUUCACUUAAUGAGGCCUAUUACUAAAGAUGAGCUCAAGGAAGCUGUCUUUAGCCUAGGCAAAAACAGUGCCCCUGGAAUUGACGGCUUCGAUGGUGUUUUCUACCAAUGUGCUUAUGCUAUCAUUGAGGAUGAUCUUCUUAACGCUGUGCGUGAAUUCUUCUGUGGGGUGCCUGUCCCUAAAAGCAUUGGGCAUACCUUGAUUGCCCUUAUCCCUAAAGAGCCUAAUGCGUACAAGUUUUCCAAAUUCAGACCUAUUAGCCUUAGUAAUUUUUCAAAUAAAAUUUUUACUAAAAUUCUCACUAAUAGGAUUACCCACCUGCUGCCCAAAAUCAUCUCUGAUGAGCAAUCUGCCUUUCAACCAGGCAAAGAAAUCUCUGACGGUAUUCUUGUCCUUAGGGAAUUGGUUAAUCACAUUAAUAAAAAGACACGUGGGCAUAACAUUAUCUUUAAAUUCGAUAUGAAUAAAGCUUUUGACCGUAUAUCUUGGCCUUUUAUUAACAGUGUCCUUCUUAGCUUUGGUUUCCACCCUGCCUUUAUUAAGCUUAUUAUGAAUAAUCUGCAUGCUACUUGGUGCUCGAUUUUGAUUAAUGGCACUCCUAAAGGUUUUUUCAAGCCUUCUAGGGGCGUAAAGCAGGGUGAUCCCCUCUCCCCCAUUUUGUUUAUUAUUGUGGCUGAAGUUCUAUCCAGGAAUUUAAAGCUGUUUUACUCUUCUGGGAGAGGUACGCCUUUUAAUACUUACCGGGGUAUGCCUUGCCUUUCACACCUUUCUUUUGCUGAUGACUUGGUGGUCUUUUCUAAUGCUGGCAAAAAUACGAUGGUGGGCCUUCACAACACUAUCACAGAGUUAAUAAUGGGUGCAGCUCAUUUUGGUUCUCUAAUUGGUGUAACCUUGGGCCCCUUUAUCACUACCGGGAUGCUAUCACCCCCACUGAGGCCAAUUUGACCAUAAGGGAUGCCAUGCCGGAUUCUGUUGUGAAACCUGCUGUCCAAAACAAGCUGCCACGCUAUGUCAUUGACACUCUCCACGCUAUGAAUAUUCAGUUUGGUAUCAACAAUGAUAUCAACAUUUGGCAACCGAAUCCUAAUGGCAUGUUCAGUUUUAAUAGCGCCUAUGAUGUCAUUAGACCAAAAAAUAAUUUGAGUCCAAGAGCCAAGUACUUAUGGAACACCCGUAUCCCGAAAAAAUCUCUUUCUUUUUAUGGAGACUCAACAAUGAUCUUUUACCAUUUCCUGUCAAACUAAACCUUUUUGGCAUACAUGGCCCCUUCAAAUGUCCUUUUUGCAAUAACAUGGAUACCAUAGAUCACUUUUUCCUUCAUUGCUGUUUUGCAACAACUAUUUGGCAUCACUUUGAAACCAUUCUAGAUUUCUGCCCUGUUAAGUCUGGUACCUUCAUUAAUUACAUUAAUAAUUGGUACCUUGACUACCAUGGCCCUAUUAUUGACUUCAAUUAUCUUUUACCCAACAUAGUAACUUGGCAUCUUUGGAAGGUCCGUAAUAAGGUCCUUUAUGAUAACAAACUGGGUCAUAUACCUGAGGCUAUAAAUGCUAUUAAAUAUGAUAUCUUUGCCAUUUCGGUUGCCAAACCCCUCACUGCCACCAUUCUCACUGCCCCUUUUAACAUCCAGAUGAUAACUCCCAGAAAGAGCCCUAAGACUGCCACUCUUAGCAGCUGGAUCAAACCGCCGAUCAACACCUAUAAAGUUAACUUGGCUACCAGAAGGCUCACGUCCAACAUCACCCGCUCGGCUGCCAUCAUCCGUAAUCAUGAAGGAAGUUAUAUUGGGCAUGCAACCCAUUUGGCUAGCCACAACCAAACAACCAAUGCCUCCUAUGAUGCCCUUGAUUAUUUCAUCCCUCUCUUAAACAACAUUAUGCCUACUAACGUUAUCUUUGAGGUUGAUGAUAGGAAUGUUUAUGAAGGGGUUGCUGGUGUCUCACUUCAACAUUGGAAAUAUUGGCCAAGGAUCCACAAAAUCCAGAAAAAAGUCAAAACAAACACUUGGUCGGUCACCUACGUUAAUCCAAAAAUUAAUAGAGCAGCGGAAUUCCUUGCUUACCACAACAUGUCCAUCAAAACCAAUGGUCAUCAUUUUAGUCAAUUUGUUGGUAUUCUUAAGUUUGAUGCUGUAAGUUUCCCAUAUGUUGUGUAAUCUCUCAUUGAGUAAGCUUUGGUCUAGCCCUCUUACUUAUGUAUACUUUCCUAUUUUUAAUAAAUUGGUGAGGUGUUUCCUGGCCCUCACCCCAAAAACUCUCGGGUUUUUGGCUUAAACCGGGUUCAAAA